CGAGACGACAACAACAACAACAAACAGCACGGCUCGACACCUCCCGCGCUGUCCCACACCCACGCCCACGCCCGCCCCCAUGCUUCCCUCAACGUCCCUCCGGGCCGCGUCGACGCGCAUCCCCCUGACCCUGUCCCAGGCUUCGGCACAGGUGCUGCCUCCCAUCCCCCUCUACCGCCGCCUACUGCGCGCACACCGCGGCCUGCCCGACGAGAUGCGCUUCAUGGGCGACGCGUACGUCAAGUCCGAGUUCCGCGCCACGCGCGCGACCGACAACCCGCUGCACGUCAUGGCGUUCCUGCAGCAGUGGAAGGUGUAUCUCGACCAGAUCAGCGCGAGCCUCGCAGCAGAGGGCAAGGCGUGGAAGGGGCGCCGGAUCGAGCAGGAGACGAUGGACGCCCUGUCCGACGAGCAGGUCGGCCAGCUGUACGAGCUCAUGCACGCCAGCAAGGACGUGUGGAAGGCGCCGGAGCAGCUCGAGCGUGAGGCUCUCGAGGCCGAGGCGGCCGCCAAGAAGGAAGACAAGUAGGCGCGGCACAACGAAGCAGACACCGCCCAGCGGCACACGCACGCGCGCAUGGGCACCAGCAUAGCAUGUAUCAUCUAG
Vanrija pseudolonga is the source of this 607-nucleotide messenger RNA. Its product is annotated as Succinate dehydrogenase assembly factor 3, mitochondrial. Gene Ontology annotation, cellular component: mitochondrion; mitochondrial intermembrane space. The transcript has 3 exons. The coding region runs from base 80 to 529 and encodes 149 amino acids. Lineage: Eukaryota; Fungi; Basidiomycota; Tremellomycetes; Trichosporonales; Trichosporonaceae. The record is from RefSeq and is a predicted model, not a curated record. Gene Ontology annotation, biological process: mitochondrial respiratory chain complex II assembly; succinate metabolic process.